AUGACUACAGACAAUCUUGUAGAACGAAUCGGGCAAAAAAUAGUUGAAAACGCAUCCGCAUCGCGUAAGAAAAGAGAAGUUUCGAGUGCAAAGAGCAUUGCUGUGCUUUUGAGCUGUUCCUGGGUUUGGGUUGUCGAUCGAGACCAGAAGUCAGACGUAAUUGACGUCGCCAAACGAUCGAGCCAAAAAAAAAAGGGUGACGGGCUGACCGGUAACGUUCCGCUGCCGGACACGGAAGACGUAACAAAAACGCUCACAAACGUGCAGACACAGGACGGGAAGCAGUCCAGCACGGUGCUGUUGUUCGAGGCAACAGCGACGUUGCCGCCAACGUCUUUAACGACGUUAUCCUCCUCCUCGAUCAUUUCCUCCAAUUCCUCCCAAACGUUGCCAACAGAGCCAGCAGUGCUACCAUCAGCAACCAUCUUGCAACCGUUCCACGAUCAACCGUCGUCCAGUAUCAGUUCGUUCGGAGUAAUCGGCGAGAGCAAAGGGCGUCAUCGUAUCGACCCGUGCGAUAAACUCUUGUCGGACGGUGCUAGUGGCGUCCGUGGUGGUAGUGGUGGUAAGGAGCGAGACACACUAGACGAGUACAGCGUCAACGCAGCCGUGUCGGGGAAAACCAAACGCCGUAAGCGGCCGGAAGACACGGAGCACCGGUCGGAGUCCGGCGAAAGGCGGCCGGCUAGUACGAGUUCGGACGGGGCGGAGGCCGGAUCGGGGCUGGGGAUCGGGGUGGAGGAACCUUCCGGCAGUUCGGUGCUACCGGAUCUGCCGUUUUCCGGCGACGAUCGCAGCAAGGAGCUGACCGACGGUAACGAUUCGGCAACGACGACGACGACGACGACACGCAUUAUUGCGGAAGGGGAAGGUGCCGAUCCCGCCCACUUGUCCGGCACAACCGAUAUCGAGCCCACCAGAUCGGGAAACAGCAACCACGAGAAGGAAGCCGAGGAAGAGGAGCAAGAGCAGCCGCGACAGGAGGCCGGUGAUAGCAAGUCGUGCGACGGUAGCAUCACACCGUGUAAGCGCAGCAGCGCCGACAGCAGCAGCACGUGCGGGUCAGAAAGCGGUGGUCGGGCGGCGGGUGGCAUCGCUGGUGGUGGGGUAGCCGAGCGGCCGGACCGGCUCGAACCAGAGGACGACAAUCAGCCGCAGGAUCAGGAACAGGAGGUACGGUUGCCCGGCCGUGACACCGCAGACACCAUGCCCGUACGCGUCGACAUCGUGCCGCCGCCACCAAACAACUCCAAACAGCUCGGCGUCACAAAAUCCCUGCUCUACAACGGUUCCAAGUUUCGCGGCUCACAAAAAUCGAAAGGAAACGCUUACGAGGUGGAGGUGGUACUUCAGCAUGUUGACGAAGCAAAUUCUUAUCUGUGCGGUUAUCUUAAAAUCACCGGACUUACGUUCGAAUUUCCCACCCUAACGACCUUCUUCGAUGGCGAAAUCAUAUCGCGAAAGUAUCCCUUUCUGACACGCAAAUGGGACGCGGAUGAGGAUGUAGAUAGAAAGCAUUUUGGAAAAUUUGCUGCCUUCAGCGAGUACCAAAAGACGUUCAAUUCGGACGACUUUGAUUACGAUGCGCUCGCAAAGAGUGAUUAUGUUUUUAUGCGCUGGAAGGAACACUUUCUGGUACCUGAUCACAAGAUAAAAAACAUCAAUGGAGCGUCCUUUGCUGGGUUCUAUUAUAUUUGCUUCCAGAAAUCGCAAGCCGUUAUGGAGGGUUACUAUUAUCAUCGCUCUUCAGAAUGGUAUCAAUCGUUAACCCUGCAACAUGUAGCUGAAUCCUGCAUUCAAAUCUACGAGUUUAGAUAAUUUUGCUUCGUGCAAAACCACCAAUCUACCAACCAACAAAGGGGCAUGCAGCAGACAAAACACACCCUUCCGCAUCCCCCAAUCCCCCUCUUCUUUCUCUCUCUCUCACCCGCCCUCCCUGCCUCGUUCCCCUAAACCCAUCUUCCGCCGUUCAGCCUCUGUUGUCCUCACACUCUUUGUUUUGCCGCCUCAUUUUACCUUUAUAUAACAUAACACACUAGCUUGUUUGACAUUUCCAUUUAAAACCGUAUUGGGUUCGAAACAAUACGGUGGAGAAACCGUACGUAAUGUUUACGAUCCCUCGAAGCACACACCGAGUGAAGGUAGUUCAGGUUUAGAGGGGGUAGGGUCCGCGUCGCCGAACCAAAUACCGACAACGAAUCAGAUCAAGUAGAGAAUGGUGCUAUUGGGACGGGGGGAGGGGUUGUUAAAACAAUUUUGUGUUUUGGUAUGUCAAGCUCGAUUGCUCACUGUGCAAUUUUUCGUAAUAUUCAAAUUAAACAUAAUUUAAACCCUUUGACUUUGGUUUUAUCGUGCCCAUUGCUUUGUCAAAUGAAUCAAAAUAUUCAACAUUCACACAACAAUGUUGAAUACCAAAACCAUUAUGCUUCUUUUAUUCGUUUGUUUGUUGCAUCUCUGAGUCGUUAAUUAUGGCUUGUCUGUGUCAUAAUGAUUAUUUCUCAUUUAAUACCAUCGUCAUUACUGUUUGUAAGCGCUUCGUGGUAACAAGAUUGCCGGUCGAAGUAAUGCCUACCGGGUCCUAGAUUAGUUUUGACGUACCGGGAACAUAAACACGCGUUGAAAAGCAUGGUCACUAGCACAACGAACAAAACGAGCCUAUCCGUCUUGGACCAUCGUACGUGCGUUUAUUUAUCUCCAAAAACAUACUCAUGCCAUUUGUUAGCAGCCGUUUCGGGUGCGUUAAUGUUCUAGACCGAAUACGCAUACGAUGUAUGGAAUGGGUUUUUUUUUUCGUGGAUGGCAGUGUUUCAAAGCACUC
Molecule: messenger RNA, 2818 nt
Organism: Anopheles moucheti
Lineage: Eukaryota; Metazoa; Arthropoda; Insecta; Diptera; Culicidae
Exons: 7
Coding region: 1-1818 (605 amino acids)
Biological process (GO): protein catabolic process in the vacuole; protein targeting to vacuole; proteasome-mediated ubiquitin-dependent protein catabolic process
Cellular component (GO): GID complex; extrinsic component of membrane
Source: RefSeq, a predicted model, not a curated record